This is a messenger RNA of Alosa alosa (allis shad), 4844 nucleotides long. It is a transcript of the gene kctd2, whose product is annotated as potassium channel tetramerization domain containing 2. The coding region runs from base 306 to 1103 and encodes 265 amino acids. Gene Ontology annotation, cellular component: cytoplasm; Cul3-RING ubiquitin ligase complex. The transcript has 6 exons. Lineage: Eukaryota; Metazoa; Chordata; Actinopteri; Clupeiformes; Clupeidae. The record is from RefSeq and is a predicted model, not a curated record. Gene Ontology annotation, biological process: proteasome-mediated ubiquitin-dependent protein catabolic process; protein homooligomerization. Gene Ontology annotation, molecular function: cullin family protein binding.
GCGUUCUUCUUCCCGUAAUGUUUAUGGCCAUAUAUAGGUCGUUUGAAUAAACAAGAGAGAUUAAUUUAGUCUUUGUAAGGUUUUUAAGCAAUGCCGCCUCGUACUUGUGGUAUUUACAUAUCUCAAAUUCGGCCCUGUGUAUGCUAUUUGGUGCAAAUCUAAUCUGAUGCGUGCAGCAACGCCCCACGAACUGCCACCUUGUAAAGGAAACGACAGCCAGUUAGCUAGCCUCUGUUUACAAUUUUGUGGAAGAGAAUAAUUCGUGUCCUGCCGUGCGAAACUGUGACUUUUUAUAUCUCAGAAGUAUGGCGGAGUUACACGUUGUGGAGCCAAGUGGGACUGGCAUCUUAGAACAAUCAGAACACCGUGAAAUUCGCGGCUCGGUAAGGCUCCCCUCGCCCACUCUCUUGAUUCCCCCUCGGAGCGGCAUGUCCAGUCCAGGGGUGUCCAGUUCCAGAGCAGUGUUUGGGUUUCCCAUGAAGAGUAGCCCUACUUCUCCGUCAGAUCAGUCAGAGAAACCGGGGUCCCGAUGGGUCAGGCUUAAUGUCGGUGGAACCUACUUUGUCACUACAAAACAGACAUUGUGUAGAGAACCUAAAUCGUUCCUCUCUCGAUUAUGCCAAGACGAUCCAGAUUUGGACUCUGACAAGGAUGAGACAGGAGCCUACCUAAUAGACAGGGACCCAACAUACUUUGGCCCCAUCUUGAAUUACCUACGGCACGGAAAGCUGAUCAUCAACAAGAACCUGGCGGAGGAAGGUGUGCUGGAGGAGGCCGAGUUCUAUAACAUUGCAUCCCUGGUGAGACUGGUCAAGGAGAGGAUACGAGACAACGAGAACAGGACGUCACAGGGCCCCGUGAAGCAUGUGUACAGGGUGCUGCAGUGUCAAGAGGAAGAGCUGACUCAGAUGGUCUCCACCAUGUCAGACGGCUGGAAGUUUGAACAGCUCAUAAGCAUCGGCUCAUCCUACAACUAUGGCAACGAGGACCAGGCAGAGUUCCUGUGUGUGGUGUCGCGCGAACUCAAUAACUCUACCAAUGGCAUUGUCAUCGAACCUACGGAGAAGGCUAAGAUUCUCCAAGAGAGGGGCUCUCGGAUGUGAGGAGAGACGUGUAGGCACCCCCCCCCCCCACCACCAUCACGUUGCCCCUCUGGUGGGCCAUUAGUUCUCCCUGCCUCCAUGCAUGCCCUAAGGCCUCCUCUACACCCUCCCUCCCCCUUACAUGCAUACUUUCACACACACACACACACACACACACACACGUCCACCCCCUUGUGCCUUUCCGUGGUGGGGCUGAGCUAUGCCCCCCCUCUCUGCAGUGCUGCAACAUCUGCUGACAUUAGUUACCACCACCAUCAGCACUAAACACCACUAAGCGCACACGUAUGUACACACAUACUCAUGUACACACACACACACACACACACAUGUACAUGCACGCAAACAUAUGUAUUCACAGGCAGAUAUCCUCCACACACGCGCACGCACACACACACACACACAGACAAACAAACAAACAAACGUUGAUCGAUAUGUGACCGCUAGCUGAAUCCAUCUCAGUCCAAGCAAAGUACAUAAAACGGUUCCAGUACAAAGGUUACGUAUCGUUUGUAUCACAAGCUACACGGCUUCACUCUCACCAGACAUGACAAAGUGGAUAUAACUGACAUAUUCUACCACCACUUCCUCUGGUGUCGAGUGUGGCCCUGUGUGUGUGUGUGUGUGUGUGUGUGUGUGUGUGUGUGUGUGUGUGCGUGCGUGUGUGUCUGGGAUGGAGGACGAACAUGUGAUACAUGUGUUAAUAUAGCGAGUGCCCUUCACCCCUUGCCUCUACUCUCCACUGCCAUUCCCUUCCUCCACCCCCGCACCCCCUUUUUCACCAACACCGUUACGUCCUCCUGAGGACGGGCAUGGACACGGAUGACCGACUGCCCCACACACUAGCCAACACACAGCCGUCUGUCCCACAGACGAAAAGGCUUUCGAGGGACUUUUACUUCUUUACUUCGCCCUGGAAAAAGAAAACCCACCAAGGAGGAGAUGCCUCCUUGUCGGCGGUCCCUCCUUGUGCUGCUGGACACUCUUCAACGUCGACCAUGAAAAAGAGAGAGCGGAAGAAAACAAGAAGGAAGCGUCUCAUGUUUCUCCUUCACUCAGGUCAGCAUCAGACGUCUCCAGUGACGACGUCGUCCGCUUAAAAAAACACAUCACCCCUGGACAUUUCAGUAUGGCACUGAGUGAAUCACACGGAAACAACCGGAAAAACAAAAAUAUGUGCAAUUGUGAGGCAUGUGAGAUUUAUUAUAACAAGAAAAUGAUAUUAUUGAUAAUAACACAUAAAUAUACAUACAGUGUAAAAGAUUGAAUGCAACGUAACUGUUGAUAUCUGUACCAUAGUGGUCAUAUUAAUGUGUAUCAAAAUGAGUUAUUCUAUGUAUAGUGGGAGAACAGGCAGCGUAUCCCCGCACACCCAACAGUUACUCAUGAAGGUGUGAGUUUGUCUUGUAUCUCUCGUCGACACAUUCUGUGACAAAAAAUAAGCUUCUUCAACCUUGUGGCACCUUUCAUCUUGCCUUGUUUACCCAGUCAUUUUAAGCCUGUUUUUAGAUGUGAAGAUAUGAAUAUUUUGGUUCUCGACAUAUCGUUUCUCACCUAGCAGAGGAGUUCUCACCGUUAUCCCUGUCGUUUGAUCCUGCUCCAGGUUUCUCUUGUUUCUGUUUGUACUGAAACCCCCCAUUGUCUUAUUUUCUUGUGCCGUUUUUACACAGAACUGAAAUGUCAUGGCCUGAACAGGGGAUCUCUUUAUAGGAAGUCUAUGUCCAUACUAGAACAAAACCAGUUCAGGCUGAAGUGGCCCCUGAAGCUGGAAAGCAGGUUAUAAUAUAAUAAUAAUCUGCACACAUAUCAUUUCACUUAACUCACCCCCACUAUCAGGCUUCUUCAAGGCCACUCUGGUCUGCAGAACAGUGGACUGAGACGUCAUACCAUUUCAUAUGUUUUUGGGAUCGUUUCAAUUCCCGUGUUUUCAGUCAGUGAAGCGGCCGAUGGGUUGUAUCCGAUAGCACCAAAAUGAAACUUGGACUUGUCUGUUAUUGUUCAGUCACACUCUUUGUUUUUUGGUUUUCAGCUCUCCGUAGUUCUUUUGGUAUCAGAUUUCAGGUUUGUUGAUGUUUUCUCUCCUCCUGUGUAGAGUGUUUGUGUAGGGGUGACAGGGAGUGCAGUGUUUUUGGCUGAACUGUAGGGUUCUGUGUCAGUGCCCUGACGUCUGUGUGUGUGUGUGUGUGUGUGCAUUUUUGCGUGCGUGCAUGCAUAUUUGUUUGUCCAGUGUUGUGCCUUUGGCCCAGCGUUGUGCACAGUUUACUUCCCUUAUUGUCCAAGCAGAGAGGGCUCUUGUGUUAAAGCGCAUGGGGACUGAGGUCCCCUGGAUCGUAUACAAUAUGAUGGGAUGGCCACAGCCCACCUGUUUGCCCUUGUUUCUGUGUGUUUAGUCAAGAUGGUCAGAUCUUUUUGCCACUGUUACUGACUCCUAUUCUGUGUUCCCCCUUGAACACUCUAACCCCCCCACCCCCACUCACCUCCUGCAUGUUAAGGCUUUCACUGCCCCCUUCUCUCUGUUUAGUAUGGGAAGAUAUGCAUAAUCAUUCAAGGCUAGUGUUUCCUAGCACCACACAUUCAGGCCUGAAACAACUGAAAAAAGACCAUCUCCUUGUAAAGAAAUAUUAAUGGCUCUUGCCCUGUAUCUACGCAACAUCUGACAUACUCUUGAAUGCAGAGCAAGGCCACUGACAGUACCUGUACUAGGCGUCUGACAGAUGCCAUUGAGUACUGUGUUUUUAUUUGGUUUGUUUUGUGCCACACAGUAAGACAUGGAGCAUUUACAAACAUCACUGAGCACCGACAUGUCUUUAAAAUCCCCCUCCACCUCUCCCUCCACCUCCACCCCCCCACCCCACGUUUAAGUUGUUUGAUGUUAAACAAAAAGAUGUCAAGGCAAAAAAGUACUGUUUUCUCUGUGAUGAACGUAAUUAUAAUAUGUACUAUCUUACAAACUCUGGGGAUUUAUAAAAAAAAAACAGUAAUGAUCUAAUAUUUGGCACGAGAACCCUGAGAGCAUGCAUUGUGUUAGAGAAUCUAAUGUUGUGUUCUGGGAUAUGUGUGGCCUUUGUAUCACUGUCAAGUCUAAAUGGUGCAUGGAAUAAGACCGAUGCUGGAAAAGCAAGACCUGGUGUUAAAUGUGGAAUUGCUCUGCAACUCUUGUCCCCUAAAAAAAGCCUUUCUCCAAAUCCUUUGUUAGUCCAGUCCAGUUAAUUAUACAACACAUGCUGGCUUCUGAAGGCUAAUAGCUAUCACAGUCCUGGUUGAAGUUUUGCCCUCAUGGUGAUGGGAUGUAGACACUGGAUGUCUUGUGUGGCAUCUAGUGACAUGUUGUGGACAGGGGCGGUAGGUCAUUGCUGUGACAUUUAAAUGUUUGACUGAUCAAAAUCCAUUCAUAGAAUAGAAGAGGGAAUGAUUUGGAGUCUGCCACAGGAUUUGUCAGUAACAUCUGCAUGCUUUUAUAUACAUACUCUCUCCCAACAAGCAUUGCGAACAUAAGUGAGAAUUCAUUAAAUACAGUUGUUUUGAGCGUGUUGAGUUUUGAUCAGUAUUGAUGUCAAAUGUGAAUUCUGUCCGUUUGGAGACCGUGGAGUUCAGUGUUGCAGAGCCGACUAGUCUCGGUGAGAUUGUCCUUUCAUUUUUUUUUCUUUUCAAUUUGUCUUCUGAUGAUACUUUUAACGUUAAGAUGGCAACUACAACAAUAUCAAAGUCUGAUUUUUAUCAUAAACUGUGUUUGUGUUUUAAAAA